This is a messenger RNA of Puccinia triticina, 1086 nucleotides long. RefSeq lists its product as uncharacterized. Bases 1 to 1086 code for a protein of 361 amino acids. The record is from RefSeq and is a predicted model, not a curated record. The transcript has 6 exons. Lineage: Eukaryota; Fungi; Basidiomycota; Pucciniomycetes; Pucciniales; Pucciniaceae.
AUGGAGCUGAAGGCCAAUGUGCUGGACGGCAGCUUUUGCAAUGUUCACGAUGAACCUCACCACGCAAACUCCCCGCCGCCUGAUGACUCUUUGCCUAAUGCCAACUUUCUGCCUGCUGCAGACUGCCUGGCUAAUGACAACUUCACAAACGCCCCAGCCGCUGAAUUUGUCCCCAAGGAGCUCAAGGCCAAUGUUGUUUCAAUCUCACCCACCGCCAAUGAGGAGCUCAAGCCCAACCCACUGGCGGCCAUUGUCAGCCCACCCACUGCUGACUGCGGUCUUGCCAAGCCCGUGGACGAGGCGCUCAAGGAUGAUGUGCUGGAAAGCAGCCCCCAUGAUGUUCAUGAAGGAACCCACCACGCAUACUCCCCGCCGCCUGCCAACUCCUUGCCCACUGCCGACUUUUUGCCCACUGCUGGCACCUCGCCUGCUGACAACUCUUUGCUUGCUGCCAACUCCUCACCUGCUACUGACUCGUUGGCCAAUGACAACUCCUUGCCUGCUGAUGACGCCUCCCCCGCAGAAGUCUUCACCAAGGAGCUCAAGACUGAUUUUGUUUCAAUCUCACCCACCGUCAGUGAGGAGCUCAAGCCCAACCCACCGGCGGCCAUUGUCAGCCCACCCACCGCCAACUGCGCUCUUGCCAAGAACCCGCCACCUGCUGACUCCUUGCCUACUGCCAAAUCUUUUCCCACUGCUGACGCCUUGCCCGCUGCCAACUCUUUUCCCACUGCUGAUGCCUUGCCCGCUGCCAACACCUUGCCUGCUGCCAACUCCUUGCUUGCUGCCAACGCCUUGCCUGCUGCCAACUCCUUUCUUGCUGCCAACUCCUCACCUGCUGAUGGCUCUUUAGCCAAUGACAACUACUCACCUGCCCCAGCCAUCAAGGCUGUCACUGAAGAGCUCAAGGCCAACAUUGCUUCACUCUCACCCAUUGCCAAUGGGGAGCUCAAAACCAAACCACCGGCGGCCAUCGUCUGCCCACCCACCACCAACUGCCCUCCCGCCAAGUCUGUGGAAAAGGAUUUGAAGGCUGAUGUGAUAGAAAACAGCCUUGGCAAUUUUGUGGGCAAGCGCAAGAAAUGA